Messenger RNA from Aspergillus ruber CBS 135680, 1602 nucleotides. Its product is annotated as glycoside hydrolase family 43 protein. Gene Ontology annotation, molecular function: hydrolase activity, hydrolyzing O-glycosyl compounds. The record is from RefSeq and is a predicted model, not a curated record. NCBI's taxonomy places the organism in Eukaryota, Fungi, Ascomycota, Eurotiomycetes, Eurotiales, Aspergillaceae. Bases 237 to 1223 code for a protein of 328 amino acids. Gene Ontology annotation, biological process: carbohydrate metabolic process. The transcript is spliced from 3 exons.
CGGCCAUAAGCUCCGCCAUCAGAUGAAUGAAAUGAAAUCAACUGACAGAUGACUCUGCCGGAAGGGAUGAUGGGUCUGCGAAGAAGCGGUGCCCUAUAUAAGGGGACUUCUCCCUGAGUCUGGAAGGGGAUUGACAACUCUUUCGUCUUUCCUUAUAUAUAGUUCCCACUUUCCUCGCGUUUAAUUGUCCAUCUAUUCCUAUCCAAAACAAGAAACAUUGCAUAUAUAUAAGCAACAUGUGGUCCUUCACAUGGGCAGCCGCAUGCCUAAUAACCCUCUUCACCUCCGUCCUCACCUCCCCAAUCAAACCCCGAGCCCAAGGCCCCUGGCUAGCCCUCGACACCGACUUCCCAGACCCCAGCUUCGUCCAAGCAGACGACGGCACAUGGUACGCCUUCGGGACAAACGGCAAUGGCAAGCGAGUUCAAGUAGCCAGCUCCCCAGACUUCAACACAUGGACGCUCCUCGACAAGGAAGCCCUACCUACGCUGGCGGGGUGGGAGACGGAGGUUGAUCAUUGGGCGCCGGAUGUUAUUCGACGGAACGACGGAAAAUACGUAAUGUACUACUCUGGCGAAGCCAAAGAAAUGGUCCGCCACCACUGCGUCGGCGUUGCCGUCUCGGAAUCUACAGAUCCCACGGGCCCUUAUAUCCCCAACUCGGACCCGCUCUCCUGCCGACUAGACCAAGGAGGGUCCAUCGAUCCAGCGGGAUUCCUCGACAAAGACGGUUCCCGAUACGUGGUCUUCAAAGUCGACGGCAACAGCAUCGGGAACGGCGGGGACUGCAAUAACGGCGUUGCACCGCUCGUUCCGACACCGAUUCUGCUGCAAAAGGUUGCAGAGGAUGGGUUCACGCUCGUCGGCGAUGCAGUGGAGAUUCUAGACCGGGACGAUAGUGACGGGCCGUUGGUCGAGGCGCCGAAUUUGAUCCUGCACGGGGAUACGUAUUUCCUGUUCUAUUCGACGCAUUGUUUUACCGACCCGUUGUAUGAUGUGCGGUAUGCUACAUCCAAGUCCAUCACCGGGCCGUUUGUGAAGUCCGGGAAGAAGUUAAUUCAGGGGGGUGAGAGUAAUGGAGGUGGGUUGGACUUGACGUCGCCCGGAGGAGGGACAGUUUGUGGGUGUGGGGAUAAGAUGCUGUUUCAUGCGUUUUGUGGGGACGUAAGAUGUACUUAUGCGGCGAAUGUGUUUAUUGAUGGGGAGACUGUUGGUAUUGCUUGAUUCCUCUGUUAUGUGGAGGGGUUCUUUCUGGAGUAUAUAGUUUGAUAUCCAUAUUCAUGUAUUUUUUUGUAAAAGACCCUAUACUGGAAUUCAUAUUGGAGACCAUUCGUUCAGUUUUAAGUCAUCGCUUUUAUGGACAAUUUUCAUACUCAUAAGUUACGACGCGUUAAGAACCCACGACUCAAAAGGAACACCCCGCAUCUUCUCCUUCCCAUCAGAACCCUUCUCAUAAACGUCUUGACAGCAUUGUUUGCAAUCCGCUCCGCCACUUCAGGGUUAUCAAGAAGAUAACCCAUCUUACGAUCAAGGUCUGAGAAUUCCCGAUCAACCUCGACAUAAUUGGCAUCAGUGCCAGUUGCCACAAGCGCGGCGUGGUGUG